Nylanderia fulva is the source of this 1294-nucleotide messenger RNA. It is a transcript of the gene Fa2h, whose product is annotated as Fatty acid 2-hydroxylase. Gene Ontology annotation, cellular component: membrane; endoplasmic reticulum. The record is from RefSeq and is a predicted model, not a curated record. NCBI's taxonomy places the organism in Eukaryota, Metazoa, Arthropoda, Insecta, Hymenoptera, Formicidae. Gene Ontology annotation, molecular function: heme binding; fatty acid 2-hydroxylase activity; iron ion binding. Gene Ontology annotation, biological process: lipid biosynthetic process; fatty acid metabolic process.
UUUUGAUGCGUAAUGAUAACAUUAGGUUCUCCCACGCAACGAUUUACGGCAAAAUCUUAUCUGUUAUAGCAGAUUACCAAGUCGCAAACGUUGUCUAUUUCAUAAAAUGCACUAGAGUGCACGGGUAUGCAGCAAGUUCCGUAGCUUUUUUUUAACAAUGUUCCAAAUGGAUGUUUGUCAAGAUAAAGGAUUCGAUAACGCAUUGCAUCCAGAGAUUGUGAGUGUGAAUAAUCUUAAAGUGAAGAACUCUACACGUAAUACAAUUUGUGCAAAUAGAACGGAAAGUUAUCAUCGUAAUGACGAGAGGGAAAAACCAAAAUUUCACGUUAAAUAUCGCGAUCGCGUUUAUAACAUACAAAGUUUCUUAGGUGUUCAUCCAGGGGGAAAAAAUACGCUCAUGCGUUUCAAGGAUCAAAUCUUAGAUGGUGAAUUAGCAAAAUAUCCUCAUUCUAAAUCCGCUUACUAUCUUCUCGAAGAAUUUGCUGUGCAAUAUCAAGAGAGAUAUAACGAGUGCGAAGACUUAAUUAAUUGGGAUGUACCAAUAUUGCGGCAAGUGGGCUUUAUGGGGGAUCGAUAUUGGGAAUGGGUAAACUUGCCAAUAAAUCGACCUAUUCGAUUAUUUCAAUCGAACAUUUUAGAAUUAUUAUCGAUCACACCAUGGUAUACCGUACCGAUUGUCUGGGUCCCCAUAGUUAUAUAUUUCAUUUACAUAGGAUGUCUUCCAAAUAUUUCGACAAAUAUCGUGAUUACGUUGCAAAGAAUUUUUUCAUCAUUCCUUUUGGGAAUAUUUAUCUGGACCGUUAUGGAAUAUUUCAUACAUCAAAAAGUAUUUCACUUUAAACCACCGCAUAAUUCGAGAUUACUAAUUACUUUACAUUUCCUAUUUCAUGGGAAUCAUCAUAAGGCACCAUUGGAUGAACAAAGACUGAUGUUACCACCGACAUUCAGUUUAAUGAUAGCGACGAUUGUUUGGCAAAUUUAUAAAAGCAUAUUUCCUGUGGCAAUAGUUAAUCUUGUCGCCGCUGGUACUAUGACGGGCUAUUUAUGUUAUGAUCUAAUGCAUUAUUACUUGCAUAACGGAGCGCCGAAAGCCGAAUCCUAUUUGUAUACGAUGAAAAGAAGACACAAUUACCAUCACUUUGUACAUCAUAAUCAAGGAUUUGGAGUGACCAGUGACUUGUGGGAUCGAUUACUUAAAACGGAUUUACGUUUGCGGAAAUUAGAGAAACCAUUAGAAUGGUAAAACAAUAGUAAAAAUAAAAAUGUAGCAGCAUUUAUAUUUAUUGAUAGAUUC